AUGGCGCAAACAGCUCUAAAUGGAGUAUCGGGAGAGAAAACCGCAUUCACUUGCAAAUUCCCCGGAUUGCUGGCGGAGGACGAGCUUCAGAUCAACGAACGCGCCCAAAGCGUUGUCGCGCAACCUUCAACCGAGUCAUGGAAGCAGUUCUGGCAUGAAAAGAAAAUAUCACAUAGAGCUGUCAUCCAAGCGGUUUGGGCACUGGUUUUGAACGUUUUCACUGGCGAUGAUCUCGUUUGCGCCAAAGUGCUGAGUCUGGAUAAUGAGGGCGGACUCUGGGGGCUCUUUACGGCGCAUGUGGACCGAAAAGUUACAUUUCUCGAGCUAUUGGAGUCCAUCGAAAACCAGAGGCGGGAAAACGUGCUGUUCAAGGACGAUGAAUUCACUUGCAACACGUCAGUUUGUUUCAUUGGCAACGCCCGCAAAAUCUCAGACUCCGAGGAGGAACUGGAUAUAUCGCUUCAUGUGACAGAAGAAGAUGAACAGCUGGGGAUAUCAAUAUGCUACAACACCUCGUAUUUGUCACAAAAGUAUGCCAAAAUCGUCUCAGAGACCUUUGGCCACCUGUUGGCAGAGGUUUCAAGACAUCCGUCGCGGGAAUUGUCGGACAUUAAUCUAGUGCAUCCCCAAAUUUUGAAUCAAAUGAAAGAUUGGACGAAAAACGCACCGUUAUCUGAGGAUCGAUGUAUCGGGCCACUAUUCGAAAAGAUGGCCCGGGAGCGGCCGGCAUACACCGCAAUACAAACGUCCGAAGUUUCACUUACCUACCAGGAGCUAGAUGGCUUAAGUUCUCGGCUGGCGCUGCAUUUGCAAGCGAUGGGAGUCGGGCCUGAACUUGCAGUGAUGCUCUGUUUUCCCAAGUCGGCAUGGGCAGUGGUAGCCAUGGUAGCGGUCAUCCGCGCGGGCGGUGUCAUGCUGUGUUUAGAUCCUUCGCAUCCAAAAGCGAGGCACCAGGAAAUUCAACACCAGGUUAAAUCGCGCUGGAUCUUGACGACCCCUGGGUUUUCUGACCGUUGGAGCUGGUCUGAUGCGGCUGUCCUGAGCAUUGAUCGUGCAUUUGUCGAAUCGCUCCCAUUGCAAUCAGAGGAAAGGAUAAUUUCGGACAUCACACCAUCUAACGCAUUAUAUAUGAUCUUUACCUCUGGGAGCACUGGGAAACCGAAAGGUUGCGUUAUCGAGCAUCGCCAGUUUCUCACGGGGUCUCUAGCACAACAGAAGGCGUCUCAUAUGAACUCUUCCGAUAAAGUGCUACAACUGGCAUCUUUCACGUUCGACGUGAGUAUCCUAGAAAUUAUCACAUCUCUGAUUUCGGGAGCGUGUGUUUGCAUCCCCAACGACGAUGAAAGAUCCAAAGGGCCCGCUUACUGCAUUCAAUUUUUCGGCAUCACCUGGGCUUUUCUGACCCCCUCUUUGGUUAAACUUAUGAGCCCGGAUUUGGUUCCGACCCUAAAGUUCUUAGUACUUGGCGGGGAAGCGGUUCAGCAGGAAAAUAUUCAAGUCUGGGCAUCUCAUGUUCGUCUCGCAAACGGAUAUGGACCGACAGAAUGUUCGAUUGCGGCCACGGGAAACGCUGGACUUUCGCCAAAUACAAGUCCUGCCAAUAUUGGCCAUCCCCUUGGGGGAUGCUGCUGGGUCGUCGAUAAGGACAACCAUGACCGUCUUCUCCCUAUUGGCGCGCCCGGUGAACUCAUUAUACAGGGUCCGAUCGUCGCUCGAGGGUAUCUCAACGAAAUAGAAAAGACUCGGGCUGUGUUCCUCGAAAAUACCAAAUGGCUUCCAGCUGAUGCAACUGGACCAUAUCGGCGACUUUAUAAGACAGGCGAUUUGGCAAGGUUCAACGCUGACGGGAGUAUCCAUUUCAUCGGUCGAAAGGAUAGUCAAAUCAAGCUUCGUGGUCUUCGAAUAGAACUGGGCGAAAUUGAGCAUCGCUUAGCCGCUCACCCUUUAGUGCAACAGGCAGUUGUCGUCCUAGCAAAGCAGGGUCUUUGCCAAGGGAAGCUGGCCGCCGUGAUAAGCUUGAAGACCUUCCACCAGGCAUCUGACGCUGUCGAACUAGUCAACGAAAAUAGCAUUCAUGAGGCGAUGGUGCAGUUGGAGGGCAUCUCUGAUGAUCUCUCUCAGCAGUUACCUGAUUACAUGCAGCCAACAAUCUGGGCUCCGGUAAAAUCCAUACCAUUGACCAUCUCGGGAAAGUUGAAUGGAGUUCUUGUUCGUCAGUGGAUAGAGAAUAUGCAAUCUGAGUCAUAUAAUCUGGUCACUGGAAAAGCUAAGGAGACCGAACAUGUAACGAUUGCCACGAACGAUACCGAGCGAGAUCUGCAGGAAGCUUGUGCCAAUGUGUUAGGUGUGCAAGCGAAAGAAGUGUGGUUAAACAGAUCGUUUAUCCAGAACGGGGGGGAUUCUAUCCAGGCGAUGCAGUUAUUGGAGAAACUGCGCCGGAAAGGUGUCCUGAUUGGUUUUGCAGACUUAAUGCGGAUGGCAUUGAAUGAGCUUGCUGCUCAAUCAGUCGAACAAAUACUUUUUGAAUCUUCCGAGGAGGCCAUUCCUACCCCUGCAGCAAUAGAUACUGAGAAACUUGUCGAGCUGAAUAUCCGGUCAGAUGAAAUCGAAGAAGUCUAUCCGCUGUCUAGCGUUCAGCAAGGAAUUAUGUUAAGCCAGCAGCAGAACCCCGGGAGCUACCAUUUCCGUAUAACUUGCGAAGUACUUGUGCCUCAGGGUCAGCCGGUGGAGACCAAUAGGUUACGAAGCGCGUGGCAGCAAAUGGUUCGUCGCCACCCUGCUUUACGAACAAUCUUCAUCGAAACCGAGAAAGAGGACGGGCUACUAGAUCAACUCGUUCUGAGGGCCCAUAACGCUAGAAUUGUGGAAUUGCGUGGUGCCGAUGAAGGCGCUUUGUUCAAAACCCUGGACAGCCACCGCAGAAUAGAUGAUAAAUCCCGGCCAGCAGUCGAAUUCAUCAUCUCUUCAACAGAUGAUGGUCGAGUCUUUUGUACUGUUGACAUCAACCAUGCCCUCAUCGAUGGUGUCUCCGUCCUGGUGCUAUUUCGGGACCUGAGUCAAGCAUAUUCGGGGAUACUAGAUCGCGAGUCAACAAUUAGAUACUCGCCAUACAUGAAGUAUUUCCAAAAAUUAUCAGUGGAUGACGCGUUGAGCCACUGGACCCAGUAUCUGGAGGGUUGUGCACCUUGUCACUUUCCAGUGCUUAAUGAUAACAAGUUCGACAACCACGAGCUUCAUGAGCUAAAGGGAGCAAUUGACGAUGUUGAUGCCAUUCAUAGCUUCUGUAAGGACAACAAUCUCACACCUGCCACUGUCUUUCAAGCAGCAUGGGCACUUGUGCUUGCAGCAUACACAGGUCGCGAUGACCUUCAGAGACACAAAAUGGCUUCUUGCAGGGACUUCCGUAUCAGCACUGUUCGAUUGCUGCCAUUCAGCAUGCUCUCCGGGUUUCUGAGCCCUUGUUUAACACCGCUAUGUCACUCCCAAGUGCAGUCGGGCGCUGAAAUCUGGGGUACAGAGAGCAAGGAAUCUGUUGGGUUUAGAGUGGUGUCAGAAAGAGAUCCCACAGAGUACAAUGUAUCCGUCAAUAUCUUUGUGUCCAAGUCCACAAUUUCUGUCGCGUUGCGCCACUACACCGAUCAACUUAGCGAUGGGAUGACAAAAAAUGUUUUUGAAACAUUUUGCACGGCUAUCCGCAGAAUUAUCUCCAGUCCUCAUAUCCCUCUGGGUGGUUUGAACAUCCUUAGUGAUCGAGACCAGGAACAAAUCGCCAAAUGGAAUUCCUACAUCUGGCCGGAAGUAAACGAAUGUGUUCAUGAUGUCAUCCGUCGGCAGGCAGUCCUUCGCCGGGAUGAACAAGCCGUCGACGCUUGGGAUGGAAGUUUCACUUACCAAGAGCUCGAUUCAACCACAGACUACCUGGCAAAUAUCCUAGCAAAAAACGGUGUCGGCGCCGAGGUCCUCGUACCUAUCUGCUUCCGAAAGUCCAGGUGGACUGUGGUGGCUCAGGUAGCAGUAUUGAAAGCAGGUGGUGUAUGUGUUGCGUUUGACCCGGAGCAUCCAAAAAGCCGCCGAGAAGAAAUGAUCAAGCAGUGCGAUGCGAAGCUUGCAGUCGUGGCGGAGGGCGUCGAGCCACUCUUCAAAGAACUGCUAGACACUAUCAUCGUUGUGGGACCGGAUCUCCUUAAUCACGACCUACCAGGGCCAUCAACUAUUCUGGUACCAAAACCGGCCUUGCCAUCUAAUGCAGCAUUUGUUGUGUUUACUUCCGGAAGCACGGGUAGACCUAAAGGCAUCCUUCUAGAGCAUCGUGCGUUUUGUAGUAGCUCGAGCGCCAACAGCCCAGCAAUGAAUUACGGGCCUGGAGCACGCGUGUUGCAAUUCGCUUCGUACACAUUCGAUGUCAGCAUUGGCGAGACCUUUAUGUGCCUUAUGAGCGGCGGAACAUUAUGCAUUCCCCACGAGGAAGAGCGGUUAAACGACGUUGCCGGUGCUAUCAAUCGCGCGAAGGCAAACGUUGUCUAUUUGACGCCGUCGGUUGGCAGCUUCCUGCAACCAUCUGACAUCCCUGGGAUACGAACCUUAGUACUAGGAGGUGAAAGUCUCAGAGAGGAGAAUAUCUCCACCUGGGCAGAAAAGACUCACCUGUUGGCGACCUAUGGCCCGGCCGAAUGCUCAGUGUAUUCAACCUCCCUAGUUGGGGUUCCCAAAGGGACGUCUCCCCAGAACAUCGGCUACGGGUUUGGUUCGCGCAUGUGGGUUGCACACCCAGACGACGCGGCUAAAUUGAGUUCCGUUGGCGCGAUAGGCGAGCUUCUCAUCGAAGGCCCCAUCCUUGCACGAGGCUAUCUCAACGACCAGGCCAAGACAGAUGCGGCGUUCAUACCCGCCCCUGCAUGGCUGCCGUUGGGUGAGUCUGAGACCGAUCGCCCAAUCAGAGUAUACAAGACGGGUGACCUUGUUCGAUACAAUUCCGAUGGCACGCUGUGCAUCGUUGGCCGCCGAGACAACCAGGUUAAGCUCCAUGGCCAGCGGAUUGAAAUGGGCGAGGUUGAGCACGCGAUCCUAGCCUAUGAGAGUAUAUACAACGCACUUGCAAUUGUCCCCAAAACCGGUGCUCUCAAGAACAAACUGGUUGCCGUGCUGUCGUUAAGGGAGGCCACCUCUUCCUCGGUCCCCAGCACCAACGAUAUUCAGUUACUCGAGGACAUAGGUGGUCAGGACGUGCAGGAACGGCUACACGAUGUGCGCCAGCAUACAUCAAGUGUUCUGCCUCCGUAUAUGGUCCCCUCGGUGUGGUUUGCCGUUAAGAGGAUCCCUGUCACAAGCCAUGGCAAAUCAGACCGCUCUAUGGUGACCUCCUGGCUUACAACUCUCGACCAAGACUUUGUGAGCAGCAAUGUUGACGCUAAUAUCGAGGUUAUUCUACCAGGGAACGAAACAGAAAGCGCAAUCCGAGCUGUGGUGGCCUCUGUUCUCAACAUCCCAGAGGGUAAAAUAUCAAUGAACCAGUCCUUCCUUGCUUUGGGUGGUGACUCGAUUACGGCAAUGCAGGUUGCUUCGCGGUGUCGAGCGCGGAAAAUUCAUGUGGCGGUAAAAGAUAUCCUUCGCAGUGUAUCCUUUCAACAGGUUGCUAUGCAAGCCAAGACUGCCAGCGGGUCCGCAAUCCCACUAGAUGGGUCCUCGGGACCCUUUGAGCUCAUGCGCGAUUUCAAACCUGCGGUUCUUGAUAACCUUGCAGAAAGGUUGGGAAUCGAUCCGCAAGCUAUCGAGGACAUUUAUCCAUGUUCCCCAAUGCAAGAGGGAAUCCUAAUUAGUCAAAGUCAGGCCCCUGAGACCUAUAAAUUUUUCGCGGUGUUCGCAAUUAGGUCCAAAGAUGCCACUAUCCCGGUCUCCGCGGAUUAUGUGCGACGGGCGUGGAGGCGACUUGUCGCUAGGCAUCCUUCUAUGCGUACUAUUUUAAUCGAAAAUCCGUCGCAAGACCGUCUUUAUGCUCAGAUCGUGUUAAAAAACCACAAUCCCCGCAUGGAUACAGCUCACAACCUUGACAGCUUGUUCCGAUAUCCCUAUGACCACCCAUUGGACUACAGCGAGCUCACUCCACCUCACCGAUUAACAAUCUUUGAGGGCAAAGAUGUGGUGUACGCUAACCUAGAGAUCAAUCAUGCGAUAACCGACGGUGGAUCAAUGGCGAUUAUGGUCCGUGAUCUUGCAUCCGGUUAUAGCCAAGAGUUAUCCCCAGGGCCUGCAUAUAAAGAUUAUAUUUCUGUUUUACAAAACCUAUCGAAAGAGCGCAUUUUGUCCUUCUGGAAAAACCAUCUCAAAGAUGCCCAGCCGACCUUGUUUCCUCAGCUUCAAGAUGAACGCGCUCCCAACAGGGAGCUCCGCGUCGUCAAUAUUCCGAUUGCGAAAGAUACAAGAUUAAAACUACAAAAGUUCACCAAAACUAACAAAGUGACUUUGGCUAAUAUUUUCCAGGCCGUUUGGGCACUUGUUCUUCGCGUAUACUCGGGAGAAUCAGAUGUUGUCUUUGGAUAUCUGUCUUCAGGCCGCGAUACUGAAGGCGUAGAUGUGGAAAGCUCCGUCGGUGUAUUCAUUACGAUGCUCGUAUGCCGAGUACUUCUUGAAGACUCGUCUUCGCUUCUCACUGUCCUGCAAAAGAUCCAGGAUGGUUAUCUAGAUUCACUUCCGCACCAGCAUACUUCUCUUGCAGAGAUCCAGCAUGCUUUGCAGCUAUCAGGGGAACGAUUAUUCAACACCAUUCUCACCUUACAGCGACCGAUGGUGGAAGAUAACGCAGAUCACGCCGUUUCACUCGAGUAUCUUGGGGGCAGUGACCCCACAGAGUACGAUUUAGGAGUCGACAUUACGAUCACCGAAACCACAAUUGAUGUUUCGAUUAACUACUGGACAACAUUCAUGUCUGAACAGCAGGCGGCGCUAUUAGGCUCAACCUUUUCGAGUAUUCUCUCAAGCCUCCUCGCAUUCCCUCAAUCCAAUGUUGGCGACGUGGAUUUACUAGGCGAAGACCAAUAUCGACAAAUUCGAAGCUGGAACAAUGGUGGUGCCGUGCCGGAUUCUUCUGAGAGUUGUAUUCAUGAUCUGGUUCACGAGCAAGCUAUAAAGCAGCCGGGCUCUGUAGCUAUACAUGCUUGGGAUGGCUCGUUCUCAUUUGCAGAGCUGGAUACCCUUGCGGCAAGACUUGCCACCCAACUCGCUGUAUUGGGUGUCGGUCCCGAGACCCCUGUUCCCCUCUGUUUUGAUAAAUCGGCUUGGACUAUAGUGGCUAUGCUAGCGGUACUAAAGGCUGGCGGAGCUUACACGGCUAUGAACCCUGCUCACCCUAUUCAACACUUAGAGAGCAUUAUCCGCCAGACGAAUUCCCGGAUUAUCCUUGUGGGUUCAGAAUCAUACGGAAUCAAAUUUGAAAGGUCAGUGGACCAUAUUAUUGUCGUGCAGUCGUCACUUUUCCAUACUCUUCCCGAUUUCGAGCCAACAGUGAUCCGGAAUGCAUCUCCUGAAAAUGCAGCCAUGAUCAACUUCACCUCUGGAAGUACUGGCAAGCCCAAAGGCAUUGUGAUCACACACCGUGGAUUCUGUUCUAUGACCGCGCAUAAUGAAGGCAUGUGUAUCCGACCGACAAGUCGAGUUCUACAAUUCUGCAGUUACACAUUUGAUACAAGCAACUCUGAGAUCUUUUUCACCCUUACCACCGGCGGUUCCGUUUACGUUCCUUCCGAGCACGAUCGUUUAAAUAAUCUUCCAGGUAUAAUCAAUCGUUUUGGCGUGAAUCAUGCCUUCUUGACUCCAUCAGUUGCAAUUUCUCUAUCACCCCAAGAUGUUCCAACUCUGAAAACCCUUGUGCUGGUCGGGGAAGCUGUUUCGGAAGAUGUCGCAAAAUUGUGGCAGGAUGAUGUCGUCUUAGUCAACAGUUAUGGCCCUGCAGAAUGCACUGUUUGUUCGUCCUAUGCAAUACUACGUCAAGGAGUUGUCGCCACGAAUAUUGGGCUAGCUCGUGGCUGUAACUAUUGGGUUACAGAGCCGGGCAACAGCCAGCGAUUGAAACCCGUGGGCUGUGUAGGUGAGCUGUUGAUUGAAGGGCCAAUUGUAGCCCGUGGCUACUUAGAUGCAGAUUUGACAGCCCGAGCUUUUAUCCCUCCACCAGGCUGGCGAGGCGAAUGCCUCCCUGAAACAAGGCUCUAUAAGACCGGCGAUCUUGUGCGAUAUGCAAGCGAUGGAACAUUGAUUUAUAUUGGUCGUAAAGAUGGCCAAAUUAAACUCAAUGGCCAACGAAUAGAGAUGGGAGAGGUUGAAAAGGAGAUCAAGAGCUAUGAGUUGGUGCAACAGGCUGUUGUACUGCUACCGAAAUCUGGCCCGUGCAAGAAAAAGCUCACAGCUGUGGUAGCUCUUAAGGGCUUUGCACCCCCCAUCUCAACGAAUUCAGAGCUAGAACCUCUCGAUGACAGCAAAAAGACCAUGGCUAUCUCACAGGUAGAAAAGAUCCGUGAAAGAUUGACUGCUGUUAUUCCGAGCUAUGCAGUGCCGUCUGUAUGGUUGAUGAGCGGAACCAUGCCAUUGACCGCAUCGGCCAAAACGAAUACGCCCAAAGUCAUCAAAUGGGUGGAAAAUUUGGAUAGCAACACAUAUGACAAAGCAUUGGCAGAAACCGAAACGGAUGAGCCCGUGGAGGUUUCUCCUGGCUCACUCGAGGGCCAACUUCAGCGCAUUAUUGCUCGCGUGCUGAACACAUCUCCUGCACAGGUCCCUCUCAGUCGUUCGUUCCUUAAUUUAGGUGGCGACUCCAUUACCGCCAUGCAGUUAGUUGUACGAUGUCGCGGAGAGGGUUUGAGGAUUGUGUUCAAAGAUGUGAUGCAGACCACAAGCAUCGCGGCAUUGGCGAGCCACGUCGAGGCGACGGAUGAUCAACCAAGAUCCAAAGCGGAGAUAUUCGACAGUCCCUUUGACUUGACUCCAAUUCAGCAGUUAUACUUUCAAGACGUCUCGCAAAGUAAUUUGGAUCCCGAUGCGAAUCAAUUUAAUCAGAGCAUGCUCUUCCGACUCGCUCGUGACGUGUCUUACGAGGAAUUAAAACUUGCCCUUGACAGCCUUGUCAAACGGCAUUCAAUGCUGCGUGCACGAUUUGGUCAGUCGCCUGAUGGCCAAUGGACACAAACUAUCCCGAGCAAAAGCACCGACUCCUAUCGCUUCCGUGCCCACGAAGUCGAAACGAAGGAACAAGCUUUGGAGUUGUCGCGUCAUGCACAGGAAGGGCUCGAUAUCCGCACAGGACCCGUGUUUGGCGCAGAAUUAUUUUUCAUUGACGGUCAAAGUCAGCUUCUUUUCCUCGUGGCUCAUCAUCUUGUGAUUGAUCUUGUAUCCUGGCGGAUCAUGGUUCAAGAAAUUGAAGAUUUUAUCGAGAGCGGACCAUCUAACCUGGAUUCUCCCCCUUUUCCAUUCCAAACCUGGCAGCAGCUACAAGCCCAGUACGCCGCUAAAUCCUUGAAGCCAGAUGCUGCUUUGCCUUACUCUGUCCCGCAGGCGGAUUACAGCUAUUGGGGAAUGGAUUAUGUUCCGAAUUUCAAAAAGGACACGGCCGAGUUAACUACCUCAAUGAGUCCGGAGGAUACAGAUCUAUUACUUACUCAGUGCCACCGAGCUAUGGGAACCGAGACACUGGACAUCUUGCUUGCUGCAUUAUUCUCUUCAUUUGUCAAAACGUUUGGGAGGCCACCCCCUGCAAUAUUUAACGAAGGUCACGGCCGUCAGCCUUGGACGGAAAACAUCGAUUUGUCUGAAACUGUGGGAUGGUUUACGACUAUUUUCCCAUUUCAUGUUCCGGUCAAUCUGGAAGCUGGACCUAUUGCGAUCAUUCGCUCUGUAAAAGACCAACGCCGAUCCCUACCUGCACACGGAUGGUCCUACUUCACCUCAAGAUACCUAAAUGAAGAAGGCCAGAGAGCCUUUAAGGACCAUAUGCCCCUCGAGAUCCUUUUUAAUUAUCUCGGGCUAUAUCAAGGGAUGGAGCGGGAAGACGGGCUAUUCCAACUCUUGCCUUUUAACGAAGGAGAUGUCGGCCCAGCUGUACGUCGGUACUCCCUAUUCGAAAUCAAUGUGUACGUUCUUCGCCGAUCAGCGCACAUGUCGUUCACUUUCAACCGAAAAAUGAAGCAUGUGGACCUCAUCCAAACCUGGGUCCGCAAUUACAACGACGAACUCAAGACGAUGUGCCAGAUUCUUAAGAGCGCAGAAACGAUAUUGACUCGGAGUGACUAUCCACUCCUGCCAAUAUCAUACAACGGUUUAGAUCAACUGUGCAAUCAGGCGCUGCCUCAACUGGGGAUAUCCCCGAAGAAUGUCGAAGAUAUUUAUCCUUGUUCACCACUGCAAGAAGGAAUUCUUCUCAGUCAAACACGAGUCAAAGAGGCCUAUGCAUACCAUGCGACUAUGGAAUUGAAAUCGACCAGCGGUGCUCCGGUUUCCGCCAGGCAGUUGGCCUCAGCCUGGGAACAAAUUGUCGAACGGCAUGCUAUGCUCCGCACGAUUUUCCUUGAAAAGGUGACUUCCCGGCCAUUUGAUCAAAUAGUUUUACGCAAAUCGGACGCAAAGCCUCUGCUCUUAGAGGCACAAUCUUACCAAGAAGCGAUUAAUAUUUUGAAUCGCCUCGAAAAGUUGACCGUUUCUCCCGCUGAGCCUCCACAUCGCUUGACCGUUGUUGAAACUACCGACAGUGCGGUUUUCUUCAAGCUCGAAAUCAGCCAUGCCCUCGUGGAUGGAACUACUAUGUCAAUCCUGAUUACGGAGCUUCUCGAAGCUUACACUGGCAAGCUUAUGCCUGGUACUGGCCCGCUAUAUAGUGACUACAUAGCUUAUAUACAAUCGCAACCUAUUGACGAAGCUCGCCAUUUCUGGAUUGAUUACCUGAAAGAUGUCAAGCCAUGCCAAUUCCCUUCCCUACGAGAAUCAGAAAACCGAAAGUCUGAAUUAUGUCAUGUUAGUGUCCCGGUUCCGAGUCUCACCCAGGUACGGCAAUUCUGCCAACAAAAUGAUGUAACUCUAGCGAGCAUCAUACGCCUCGCCUGGGGCCUAGUUCUGUCUGCGUACACUGGCGAAGAACAGGUAUGCUUUGGCUAUCUCACCGCUGGAAGAGAGAUCCCUGUUGCUGGGGUUGAGAACGGCAUAGGUCCUUUUAUCAACAUGCUUGUCUGCUCAUUGAAUGUGUCAAAUAUUGGGCUACAGCCAGUGAUCUCGGAGCUCAAAGAGUUACAACAGGAUUACAUCCAUGCCUUGCCACACCAACAUAUUGGUCUUGCUGAGAUAUGUCAUGCGUUGGGCCUCGGCGGAACUUCGCUGUUUAACACUGUCAUAAGCUUUCAGCAUCGUGACAUUGAUAACCUUGCGCUUGAGGAUUUACGAAUUGAAUACAUAUCCGGGGAAGACCCUACAGAGGUAAGAGUUUUUGGCCGCUUCUUAUGGCAGCACAUUCAACGCAGCUUGGCUAACAGCUUCUUUAAGUAUGAUAUAACUGUCAAUGCUAUAGAUAGUGAUAAAGGCUGGGAGAUAUCUCUGGGUUACUUAGAAGCUCGUCUUUCAUCCGAACAAGCGGCCAACCUUGCAGCCACCUUAUCUACGACGCUGACGUCCCUCAUCUCCUCCCCGCAGUCCAAGGUAGGAUCAAUUGAUAUAUUCAGCAAUCGCGAUUCCGCCCAAGUGUGGAAAUGGAACUCAGAUCUUCCCUCGAUGGUCAACGAGUGCCUACAUACACUGUUCCAACGCCAGGCAAUGAUGAACCCAGAUUCACCAGCCAUUACGUCGUGGGACCAAGACCUUACCUAUCGCCAGCUUGAUGAUCGCACAACGCAGCUUGCCCACUUGCUUUUGGAUCUGGGGAUCGGUUCUGGAGACCUAAUUCCUGUUUGUUUUGAAAAGUCCGCUUGGGCUAUAGUUGGAAUGCUAGGCAUCCUCAAAACGGGGGCCGGGUUCGUACCUCUCGAUCCCUCCCAUCCUCCUCAACGCUUGGCUUCAAUUGUUAAUCAACUUUCACCCCCACUGGUUCUCACGUCGCCAAAUACGUCAAAACUCGUGGUGCAGUUGGUGAAGCAUAUCCUUGUCGUAUCCAGAUCGGCAAGUACAUGGGUAAACGAGUCAACCGAAGCAGUUAACGUUUCUGUGUCCCCACAACAUGUUGCCUACACCUUAUUUACCUCUGGAAGCACCGGUACUCCAAAGGGAGUGGUCGUUGAGCAUUCCGCUGCGGCUACCAGCAUCAUGCAUCAUGGAUUAAGAAUUGGAUGCAGCUCAGAAACACGCAUGUUCCAAUUCGCAGCCUAUACCUUUGACGCGUGCAUUCUUGAAAUAUUUACUACUCUUGCUUAUGGCGGCUGUAUUUGUGUUCCAUCCGAAGCUGAGAGGAUGAACGACAUAUCGGGCUCUAUCAAUCGACUUCGCGUAAACACGACGUUCCUUACUCCUUCUGUUAUCCGUAUUCUGCGACCAGAAGCAGUUCCAACCCUAAAAACAGUGAUCCUUGGAGGAGAAGCGUUGGGUAAGGAUAACAUCCAAAUCUGGGCAGAAAGACUACGGCUCAUGAACGGAUAUGGCCCGACUGAAACAUGUGUAUUUGCUGUGAUGAAAACAUUUACCACCAAAGAUGAGCAGCAUAACGUCCUUGGUCAUGCAGUAAGCUGUUUAACCUGGAUUACACAGCCCAAUGAUCAUAAUAAAUUAGCCCCUAUUGGUUCAGUUGGUGAACUACUUAUUCAAGGAGAAACUUUGGCUCAGGGGUAUUUGCACGAUGAAACAAAAUCGGCAGCGGUUUUCAUCAAGAAUCCCGAAUUUUAUCCACGGUUACAUGAAUCGGACUGCAGAUUCUAUAAAACAGGUGAUUUAGUUCGAUAUAGUAGCGAUGGGAGCAUAACAUAUCUGGGCCGGAAAGACACUCAAAUCAAACUCCGCGGACAACGUAUCGAACUCUCGGAGAUUGAACAUCAAGUCAAGCAGUGCCUACCGGGGAAUUUUCAAAGCGCCGUGGAAGUUGUCGAACCCCAUAACGAAAAAGACCAAGCGGCAUUGGCUGUCUUCAUAUGCGAAUCAACCCGUUUCUCUCGCGAAAAUCUACUUACUACAAUGACCGACGAGUUUCGCUCGUUGGCGGCGGAAACACAAAAGGCUUUAACCCAAACCCUUCCCAUAUAUAUGCAACCUUCCUUUUACUUCCCGAUAAACCAGAUGCCUACUACAUCAGCGCAAAAGCUAGACCGGACAAUGCUUCGCGAUUGCAUUGCAGCUUUGUCAGAUGCAGAUUUAAAGCAAUACUCCCUGGUAAAACACUUUCAUCGCCUUCCGACCACGUCGACCGAGAAGAGUUUGCAGGAACUGUGGCAUCAAAUUCUAAAUAUUCCGACAAGUCAAAUUGGAGUAGACGACAAUUUCUUUCAGAUUGGAGGAGAUUCAAUUGCGGCCAUGAAAAUUGCAGCCGCUUCCCCAUCGCAUUUGAAUAUCUCUGUUGCCGAUAUUUUCCGUUAUCCGGUCCUGACUGAGUUAGCCAGCGUUAUCUCAUCGAAAGCCAAACCUAACGCAUUCGAGGAGACGCAAAUUCGCCCGUUUGAACUCCUAUCCAAAACUAUUGAUCCGUUGUCUGCUCUAAACGAGAUCACGGCUCAGCACAAUAUUGCUGCCGAGCUAAUAGAAGAUCUCUACCCAUGUACUCCUCUGCAACAGGGGAUGAUGACCCUUUCCAUUCUCAAUCCCGGGACUUACGUUCUCAGACAAGUCUUUCGAUUAGCACCGUCAGUCAAUAUUGCGCAGUUCCAGUCUGCUUGGGACAUUGUCUCCUCACAGCAUCCUAUCUUGCGAACAAGGUUUGUUCAAACAGUCUGCGCCGGCCUACUCCAGGUAGUCGUAAAGGGACACACUGCAUGGAAAACCGCGAAAACCUUGCAACAAUAUCUUGAUUUAGACACGAUGCAGCAGAUAGGCUAUGGCGCAUCCCCAGUGCGAUACGGAAUUACCGAUGAUGGCCACUUUAUCUGGACGGGACAUCAUGCAAUCUAUGAUGGCUGGUCGCUCCCGUUAAUUUUUAAACAGAUGCAAUUCGCCUAUGAGCAUGGCUACUGCCCUCGUACCUUGAACUAUAAUACCUUUAUCAAAAGCCUCCAAGAAACUGAGUCGGAGUCAUCCCAUACCUUUUGGAAGAGACAGCUGGCUGGGGAGCGCCCUUCUACGUUUCCUGAGCUGCCCUCCACACAGUACCGCCCUCGAAUUGGAGGCUCGUCCAAAUAUAAACUGAACCUCCCAAAUAAGACCUUAGGAACGAAUGUCCUCCGUGCUGCCUGGACACUGGUACUUUCUCGUUAUACGGAUUCCGAAGACAUUGUGUUUGGCACAACCCUUUCCGGUCGCAAUGUUCCGGUCCAUGGCAUCGACAAAAUGAUCGGACCAACAAUUACAACUGUUCCAGUGCGGGUUCAUUUGAAGUCUGGGCUCACAGUCGCUGCGCUUCUAGAUCAGCUUAACCAACAGAAUAUGGAGAUGAUUCCGCAUGAACAUUUCGGACUGCAUAAUAUUGCCAAUUUGAGUCCAGAAUGUGCUCAGGCUAUCGAGUUUCAGAACCUUUUCGUCAUUCAGCCCGUGCUAGAAUCAACACAAGUCAGCCAGAACCCCAUACUCGAGCAGGUUGACCUUGCCAUCAAAGACUUCGAUACCUACCCCCUGAUUUUCGAAUGCCAGCUGGCUGUGGACGGGAUCCUAAUCGAGGCGAGGUAUGACGAAUCCCUCUUAUCUGCCUCUAAGAUUUCCUGGAUGCUGCAUCAUUACGAGUAUGUACUCAACCAGCUUAUGGACCAAACGGCGCAAGAAAGUAUGGUCGCGGAUAUUAGUAUAUUCAGCGAUUUCGAUAACGGCCAAAUUUUACAAUGGAACCAACAAUAUCCUGAAGUUGUUGAAGCCACUGUCCCGCAGAUAUUUGCCGAACAAGUCGUCCAACAUCCAACUGCCCUAGCAGUUGACGCGUGGGAUGGUCAACUAACCUACUUCGAGCUCGAUCGCCUCUCGACCUUACUGGCAAAACAUUUGGUGUAUUUAGGCGUCGGUCCUGAAAUUCUUGUACCGCUUUGCUUCGAAAAGUCUCGCUGGGCUAUCGUGGCCCAGAUGGCCGUCAUGAAAGCUGGCGGCGCUUGUGUCAACCUUGAUCCAGCUCAUCCAUUGACCCGCCUCGAGACCAUCGUGAAAGCUACUCGAGCCAACGUGCUAUUGGGUUUCAGCAAGCCACGCAGGAAUUCUUGGAUCUUCGGUCGAUUUGCCACAAGUUAUAGUGACAGAGGAAUUCAUUUGUGA
Molecule: messenger RNA, 15330 nt
Organism: Uncinocarpus reesii 1704
Lineage: Eukaryota; Fungi; Ascomycota; Eurotiomycetes; Onygenales; Onygenaceae
Exons: 4
Coding region: 1-15330 (5109 amino acids)
Biological process (GO): amino acid activation for nonribosomal peptide biosynthetic process; secondary metabolite biosynthetic process
Cellular component (GO): cytoplasm
Molecular function (GO): catalytic activity; phosphopantetheine binding
Source: RefSeq, a predicted model, not a curated record